Mangifera indica (mango) is the source of this 1580-nucleotide messenger RNA. RefSeq lists its product as uncharacterized. The transcript is spliced from 5 exons. Bases 184 to 1089 code for a protein of 301 amino acids. The record is from RefSeq and is a predicted model, not a curated record. NCBI's taxonomy places the organism in Eukaryota, Viridiplantae, Streptophyta, Magnoliopsida, Sapindales, Anacardiaceae.
GCACUUCACUUCACUUCCCGCGGAAAUCAGAAUUAAGACACGCCAUUCUUAUUCUUAAUCUGCGCACGCCUAACAACCUGUGGAGUACGUUAGUCCCGAGGCUUCCGCUGUCCCCGGUAACCGGAGUUUAUGACAGUCGUAGGCGUGGGUCUUUGAUUGGGCUGUCAGACAAAGUUUGCUGGAAUGUCUGGUGCACAAGAUGGGAUCCUAGGUCGACCCAAGGCAGAAUGGACACCGUCUCGCGAUGCUUAUUUGGUUGAGCUUUUGAUUGAGCAGCAUAAUUGUGGAAGAACUGCCUACAAUGAAUUUAAGAAUGAAGUCAUUAAAUCUGUGACACGCGAUUUUAACAACAAGUUUAGCAUGAAUUUAGAAGAGAAUCAGAUAAAGAACCGGUACAAUGUGAUGAAGAAGGAUUAUGGUGUUGUUAAAACUCUACUUACUCAUACCGGGUUUGGUUGGGAUGAAACCCGACAAAUGGUUGUUGCUGAUGAUAAAGUUUGGGAUACCUAUAUUUCGGUGCGAAGUGAAGCGAGGCCUUUCAGACGUAAAAGCUUUCCCCUGUAUAAGCAAAUGUCCGUCAUAUUUGAAGGAGAAAGAGCUACUGGUAAAUGCAUUCCAAGUGGAGUACCUUUGGUGACUGAAGAGGGACAUAGUAACACAGAGACUGUGAGAUCAUCAGAACCUACUAAUGUACCUACACAAAUAGUUGAUGGCACUGUUGAUUCCGAUUCAAUGAUGCGGGUAAAUGACACACUGCCAAAGAAGCGAAAAUCUGUAGGUCCAGCGGCAUCCGGUCGGAAGAGAAAAGCUUACUAUAACAUAAGUGAGACGAUAGAGAAUGCUUUGUAUGAGAUGUUCUCAGCAGCCACAUUUAAAGCAGCCCAGAGGAAUUCAUUGAGGGAGAAAACAUUGUAUCAGAAAUGUCUGGAGGAUUUGCAGAAAUUGGAAGAGUUGGAUGGCAUUGAGUUUGCAAAAGCUGUGCAUGUUCUCAAAGACGAUAAGAAUGCAAUCGCAUUCAUGACCAUUAAAGGACCCAGACGGCUAAUCUGGUUGAGGUCUCUAUGGAAAUCGAGAAACCUCUUAUUCUGAUAGCUUCGGAUACAUAUUGAUGAUUAAGAUUCAAGAGGCCAAUAGUCAUGUAACACCUGUAAUUCAAGGGUGGUUCUGGUUGUUUUUCCUACCAUAUCGGAUUGUGAGAUAAUCCGGGAAUCUUGCAAAAAUCAUACGGAUAUACUUCUUGCCACCGGUAUUGGCCUCAAUUUGUUUCCCAUGUCUGGCCGGACUCAGACCUUAAUCUAUUUUCUGAGGUAAGAUAUGGUCUACAACAACAUCGAUACGAUCUAUAAAGAUGUUUACAACACUUUAAAGCUAGAUCUUGCCUCUUCACAUCAACAAAAGUUGGUUCAACCCUUAUUGAGGCUAGAUUGUUCUUCCAAAGCUUUUGAGAGACCAAAUGAUGGUGCAAGAGAUCAAGUGUCUCUCUUGGCAUUGUCCUUGUCACUCUCUUUUCAGUGUAACUCUUCUAUUUUUGUCAAUGACAACCUCAUUUUAAUAUAUAGUUGAUUUGACUUUUUUAACCC